UACCACCUCCUCCUUUGUCUCGCCAGACAGGCUCAUGUACUUGCGAUGUAAACUUCAUGCCAGAUGGUGUAUUCGAACACGUCUGCUCGCACCUACCUCUUGUGUGCUAACAACUGAAUCUCUUCUCAAGAGUCUCACACGCUUCCGCCGCUGCCAUCAAUCAGCAUUGCGAAGAUGCAUAUUCGCGACUCCUCAUCACUGAUGACAUUCACGUUCACACUUCUUUCACUCUUGUUAUUGGUGAUGCACCUGGAGCUGCAGCAUGCAGCAGCCGAAGCUGGCAGACCCAAAGGUCAAAGCUCCAUUCGUGGACAGGGAGGAGCUGUAGACUCGCAAAGCAAAAAGCGCGGUCGCCCAAAAGGACAGUCGGCGAAAGUUAGAGGCAGCACCUCAGCGACCAUAUCACUGGGUCCACCUGCAAAAGAAGGCAUUGACUACUUUCCACGUGCUGCAGCCGGUGAGGCGCGCAAAUGCUACAGUGCAACGUUCUUGGUCCAGCAUGUCCACCCAUUUACGAUACCCUGCGCGAUGGACAAGGCACAACACCAACACUACACGACGAACGUAUGUGAAUCUUGGUGUCGCAAGGAACAUGAAACUUAUAACGCCUCGCAAACCACCUCCAUCAUUAAGCAGGUUGCAGUUGACAGAUGCAUCCAGAGCUUCAACGUUCAUAUUACGAAAGAAACUGUCUCUGACAUGACUACCGAUAUUACGCAAUCUUGUGCUUCUUUCAAGUGUCAGUGUACAUUAUCCAAUUACCUGGAGCGUAUCAAGAUGCCACGUUUGCGUUACAAAGGUAAAUCUGUUGAGCUAUCGCCUCUCAGACCAAAGUUUUACUGGGGAGGCGUUCCAGCACUGUUCGGUGACCCUUCAGAAGAAGGCAAAGCGGCGAGGUAUUGUCAUUACGAAGACUUUUUCGAGUCAGUUGGGUGGAUGUCGGAUAUCACGGAUCCUGCGACAGGCAAAACGGCAACAGUCAAGUGGGAGGUCCAGGUUGUUGUCAAUGACCAAAAUCUACCAUGCGACAUGAUCGAUUGGGAUUGGUAUUGCACUUGUAGGCGAGUGGCACAUUCAAACAAACACUACUUUGCGCCUGGACGAUGCAUAGAUGGUCACAAAUCGCCCAAAUUUGGUCCAUCGACAGAGCAAUGCCUGGUUCCUGCUGGGCACCGAAACACUAAUGCCAACCAUGUGGCUCACGCAGACGCAUCGACUUCAGGCCAGGCAGCAUUGGCAAGCAACAUCGCGGAGUCUUUCACCUCAGAUCAGCAAAUGACUUCACUUGAAUUGGAGGAAUGGUUAGGAAAUCUCUAUGACGUGGAGAAGGAUCUACAGAAUGGACUACCAGUGGAUUGGAGCAUCCUGAAAAUACAGUCCUGCAAUAUCCCUGAUCUCGACAAUCUCCCAGGAUCCAAUCAAUCAAGCGAGGAAGUAUGCGUUGCUCCGACCCAUGCGGUACAGAGAAAAGAGCGUCAAGAGGAAGGACAUGAUGACAAUCAAGGUGUUGACUCUGCCGGCCAAGGUAAAGCUGUCUUGCCUGCCCGGGCGUUCAUCUAGAAAAUGUCUCUCUUCUGCGGCUGCGGAUCAUUGAACUUAUGCUUAGUCUUGGCAUUCAGCAUCCUCGGAUAAGCCUGCUGUGGGAAGUGAUGCUCUUCUGUCAAGCCAUUUGCUAUCUUUAUCUUUCAAGACUCGCUUUCAUUGUUCAGCGUGACGAACGCAUUUGAUCUAGUUGAAGUGUCGCACUUGAU
Protomyces lactucae-debilis is the source of this 1751-nucleotide messenger RNA. RefSeq lists its product as uncharacterized. Lineage: Eukaryota; Fungi; Ascomycota; Taphrinomycetes; Taphrinales; Protomycetaceae. The record is from RefSeq and is a predicted model, not a curated record. The transcript has a single exon. Bases 175 to 1560 code for a protein of 461 amino acids.